AUGGGAAAGAAAACGUCUCGCCCGUCGAGCAAGGUCGCCUCGGCCGCCGCAUCGCCAGCAGGCGGUCUGAUGCAAGCUGGAAGCAAGUCUUCGAUCUUGCGAGCUGCUUUCUCUCCAUCGGAGUAUCAAUUGGCCCUGUUUGCGUCCGUCAUUCAAGGUCUCGAUGCGCAGCACAUCCGAAUUCACGACACAAACACCGGACGUCUCCAAUGUGAGCAUGCUUUAGGGCCGAAGGAAACAAUCACCUCUCUGGAUUGGGGAUACUACGGUGGCUCUGGCAAGGGUCGUGAUCAGUCGAAGAAGAAGCGGAAGCGUGGCUCCGACGUCAACGGAGCUAUCGAUGGCCUGGACCAGGGUGAUAUCGUGGUCGCAUUCGGUACAAGCACCUCGGACAUUCGCAUGUACUCGCCCGCUGAGGACAAGAUUGUCGGGACUCUGACCGGCGCGCACGAGAAGGGAAUCAAGGAUUUCAAGUUCACAGCCGACCGACCUGGCCAAGAGGCAUGGAGUAUCGGCGGUGACAACAAGCUCGUCCAGUGGGACCUGCGCACUGGACAAAGCAUCAAGGCGAUUCACCUCCCCGCAUCCUCUGUCUUCUCUGCUCUCUCCCGCCCUGUUCCCUCGAACCUCCCUCUUAUCUGCGCAUCCCAGGCUCCAUACUUAAUAGAUGCCGAAAACGCCGACGAGCCCCCGGUCCAGUUCCCCGCCAUGCGCAACCCUAUCCACAGCAUUGUCUCGUCCUCUACAGAGUCUGCCGGUGAAGGUUCUUUCCUCGCCUCCGACGGUGACCGCUUCAUCAACGUCUUUGACGCCACCACUCAAAAGCUUGUUCGGAACCUUGUCGCCGAGCAGGAAGUUUCAUCCAUUUCUCUGCACACAGCCGGCAAUGCCACCCCGGAGAAGCAAAUUCUUGCUGCCAUCACCGAGGAUGGCACUAUUGAAUUUUUCUCAAAGCCUUUCGCCCAACCCCAGAAUGCGCCCGCCGCCAGCGCCAAGGCUAGCCGCAAGCAGAUGACCCAAAAGGCAAAUGCUGCUCUGAAGAUCACCCACAACGCAUCUUCAAGCGCCUGUGUACCAGUUGUUUCCAUCUCGUUCCAGGGUCCUGUCGUUGUUGUUGCAUACGCAGAGGGUGGUGUUGUUCCCGUUUUUGAGCGCGUCAAGUUCAUCGAUGAGAACACCGAGGAGAUCGCCUUCAACGGAACCAAGACUGUGGUGAAGACCAAGUCCAGCCCAGCGCUUUCCUCUGUCAGCACAAAUGGUGCCAAGAACUCUGGCGAGAGCCGUGUUGAUGAAACCCGCAUGGUCGUGGAACAAGGCAACCUGGUCGAUAACGACGUGGAGAUGGAGGACACCCAGCAAGAUGCCGACUCCGAGUCUGGCAGCGAGGAGGACUCUGACGAUGAGGACAAGAAAAAGUCCAAGGAUUCUACUGAGAAGAAGACAAAGCCCGCCAAGCAGUCUGCGGCAGCUGAGGAUGUUGAGAUGCAGAACGCAUCCGAAUCCGAGGAAGAGGAAGAAGAGGAAGGCGCCGAGCCAUCAUUUGGAGAACUUCUUCGCGCUAACUCCGGCCAAGAAGUCGACGUCGAGGCUGAGCUUGAAGAUGAUGUCCUGAUGGGCUCACUGGUUCCUGGCAAGCCCAAGGCUGCCGUGCAACAGAUUCCCACUGGUGUUUCGCUCGCAACCGUUCUCACUCAGUCGCUCAAGACCAACGAUGCUGGUAUGCUCGAGUCUUGCUUCCACACCAGUGACACCACUAUCAUCCGCACUACCAUCCAGCGUCUCGACUCCUCUCUCGCCGCAAAUCUGCUCCAGAAGCUCGCUGAGCGCCUCGCCUCUCGGCCCGGUCGCUACGGUCACCUUCUCGUGUGGGUGCAGUGGACCUGCGUCGCCCACGGCGGUGCCCUAGCCGGUCACCCCGAUCUGCUGAAGCGCAUGGCCACUCUUUAUAAGGUUAUGGACCAGCGCUCCUCGAGCCUGCCCUCCCUGCUUCUCCUCAAGGGUAAGCUUGACAUGCUCGAUGCCCAAUUGGGCCUGCGUCAGGCGAUCCGUGGCGGAGAUGAGGGUAUGGAUAGCGAGGAUGAGGACAACGUCAUCUAUGUCGAGGGCCAGGAUGACCUCGAGGACAGCGAGACCGAAGCCAAGACCCCCGUAUACGAUGAGGACGAGUCCAUUAUGAACGGCAUGGAUGACUCCGAGGAUGAGGAGGAUGGCAGUGAUGACGAGGACGACGAUGAAGAGCCUAUUUUGGACAUUGAGGCCGCCGAGUCCGUCGGCUCCUCCGAUGCCGAAGAGUCUCUCGAGGAGAACGAGGACGAUGAUGAUGACGAGAUCGACAGCGAUGGCUCAAUGGUUGACUUCAUCGCCGAUACGGAAGACGAUGAGUCUGACGACGGCGCACAAGUCGCCCCGCCGCCCAAGAAGAGCAAGACAUCCGGCAAGAAGAGCAAGGGUGGCAAGAAAUAA
Penicillium nucicola is the source of this 2463-nucleotide messenger RNA. Its product is annotated as WD40 repeat domain-containing protein. Gene Ontology annotation, molecular function: protein binding. Gene Ontology annotation, biological process: maturation of SSU-rRNA from tricistronic rRNA transcript (SSU-rRNA, 5.8S rRNA, LSU-rRNA). The record is from RefSeq and is a predicted model, not a curated record. Bases 1 to 2463 code for a protein of 820 amino acids. Lineage: Eukaryota; Fungi; Ascomycota; Eurotiomycetes; Eurotiales; Aspergillaceae. Gene Ontology annotation, cellular component: nucleolus. The transcript has 3 exons.